Molecule: messenger RNA, 876 nt
Organism: Sclerotinia sclerotiorum 1980 UF-70
Lineage: Eukaryota; Fungi; Ascomycota; Leotiomycetes; Helotiales; Sclerotiniaceae
Exons: 2
Coding region: 1-876 (291 amino acids)
Source: RefSeq, a predicted model, not a curated record
AUGUCUACUUCUGCACCAAUCCUCGACACCUCGACCAUAACUACUUCUACUAUUAAUCCUACUCUCACUAGCUUUACACUCCUCCCACGGGCAGAUUACGCCAACGAAUUCGCCAUUCUAACUCGUGAAGAAAUUCUAUUAAAGAAAUGGGAAAUCGACGUUGCAAAAGCGGAGAUGGAAGCCCUUGCCAGCGUUUUACUCACUCGUCCACUACCUCCGUUAUCAUCUGUGGAACCCGAUAUUCUGCUCUACCGGGCCCACACCUCAGAAACCAAAUCGCCCUAUUUUCGAGGUAUAGGAAUUAGGUGUUCGAGUUGGCAAGACAGUCUGAUAAUCGAUCAACCGAGCAAAGAACAAAUUAACGGGAGAGCCUUUCAGGAUCAUUGUAAUGAUGCGAAGAAACCGAGUCCCUAUAUCUCUGUUCAUACAUCUGUUGCUCGUCUCAUGAAAUUCAUCCCACUUUUACGAUCUCACCAAGUCACCAUUUUCGUCAUUUCACUUAAUAAGUUAAAGCAACUAGGGAUUAAAGCAACUUGUACGGAUGACAUCCUAACCAUCGUGAGCGAGAUGGGGAUGCAGAGAUUUUUGGAGAUAGCAAAGGAUGGAGGGAUAGAUAGUGAGGUUAUUAAAAGGGAGAAGUCGCUUACGGAUUCGCCAUUCUUGAAGAUUAACAUUGGGUUGGAAAAGUGGCCGGUUAGGCGGAGUGAGGGGACGAAUAGAGAGGGGAGUGAGAAUAGUUUGAGAUCUGGAUCUGAAACUGCUUUAGGGUUGGGGUCGGGAACUGAGGGACAAGGUGCUGGUUCUAGUAUUUCCAGAUUCGAACCUGAUGCCUCAAGUGAGGAUAUAGAAAACAGAUUAUUGCGCUUGCAGCUGUGA